AGAUCUCAAAUUUAUUCAAAUGAACUAUUUAUUUAAUAAGAUGUUGAGAGAAAAUUUAAAUAACUAAACAAAUUCUAUAUAAUUCUAAAUAAAGGCUCUAAACCAAGAUGCUUUAAAAAUUGAAUAUUUGGAUCUAUCGAAUGAAACUUUAAAAGCUAGAAUAAUAGUAAUUUUAAAUGCUCCUAUUUGAUUAUAAAUAGUAUGUAUCAAUUUAAAAUUAGCAUAAUAAGAAUGGAGAUAGCCGGAUUGAAACAAGAGUUUUAACUAUAUAAAGGAGGAAAUGACUAGAAAUUAUUAAUGGGAAGGAAAAUAUAUGAUUUAAAUAAAUAGUGAGUAAAUCCUUUAAGCUCCAUAUGUAACCUGAGAGCAUAGAUAAUUUUUCUAAAGGUGAAUUAUUCCUAAAAUAAUAUACUUACAGGAAUUGGAAAGUAGAUCAUCAAUAAAGAUUAAAAAAAAUAAUUUGAGCGAACCAUAAUCUGAACUGAUAUGAAACAUUCUGAAUAAGAGCAUUAUUUAUGAC
This is a messenger RNA of Paramecium octaurelia, 520 nucleotides long. The record is from the annotation of a GenBank genome assembly. NCBI's taxonomy places the organism in Eukaryota, Ciliophora, Oligohymenophorea, Peniculida, Parameciidae.